CAAAUUUAUUUGUAUAAACAAGCAAAAUUUUAACUAAUAUUUUUAUAAACAAUAUCCAAAAGUUAGGACUACUGAAUGUGUUUGGCAUUUUUCAGCUUCUCAAAAUGUGUUAAGAAUUUUUGCUUGAGAAAUUCCAAGCCUAUAUAGAAAUAUGAUAAAACAAUAAACUUAAAAUAGGAAUAUAAAAAUGCAAAUAGAUGACCUCCACGCGGCCAACAUUUUCCCCAACUUUUUGACUCUACCAUUCUGCGAUUGUGAUUUUCCGCGAAACAUUGAUGUGCUUAAUAGUAAGAAUAUACAUGAAUUAUGCAAAUGCAAAUGUGUUGAGGAUGGAUAUUUAAAAGGGAGUAAAGAAUGGGUUUGGCAUAAAGAAUCAGCUCACCCAGAUUCUUAUGUCAAUAAAGGUGAUAUAACGUUUCACCCAAUUUACAGUCAAGGGACAGCAUUUGUCAGAGGUGAGAAGAAAUUGGAACUAAAAAUGAUACAUUAUUGGGAAAUUCAAAUAAUUACUAGUCCAUCUGGAACUGAUCAAAUGUUUGGAAUUGGAACUGAUAAAUUAAAAUUUGAUGAAUAUAGAUACAAGUUUGUUAGCGGGCUUGGGCGUAAUAAACAAUCGUGGGGAUUUUCGUAUCGUGGUGUAAAAACUCAUAACGGAAUAGCUGUAAACUAUGGAAAACGAAUAACACAAGGUUGUGUGGUAGGAGUUUAUUUGGAUCUUUUCCAUGGAUAUUUGGAAUUUUAUUUAAACAGAAAGCCCCUUGGUAUUGCAUUUAAAAACAUACCAUUGGAUCCUAGCACAAAUAUAUAUCCAAUAGUUUGUUCAACAUCUUCUCGAUGUGCAAUAAGGCUACUAAAUUCAACUUCACAACCUGUCUCACUUCAAUUUCAAACAAUGCGCAUUAUUUCGAAACAACCUGAUUCUCUUAGCGAAAUCAAAAAAUUUCCGGGUUUAAAACCAUUAUUGAACAAAUAUUGGUUUUUGAUUUCCUCAACUAAGUAUUCGCAUCGAUCAAGGAAAAAUGAAUUGCCCUUAGAUGAUGAAGUAGUUUUAUCAAAGCGGGCGAGGAAAUCAAAACCCAAAAGUGUUGAAGAUGAUUUUAACAUUGGUAUUUAUGAAAAUAUACAUAGAGUUCCCUUGAUAACAUCGGAAGAUGAUGAUGAUUCUUCUGAUAACGGGAUGUUUUUAUUACUUUAACAGUUUAAGUAUCCUAUCCAAUAAGUUUUUUUGAAUAAAAAUAAG
Condylostylus longicornis is the source of this 1240-nucleotide messenger RNA. RefSeq names its product SPRY domain-containing SOCS box protein 3-like. Gene Ontology annotation, biological process: proteasome-mediated ubiquitin-dependent protein catabolic process. NCBI's taxonomy places the organism in Eukaryota, Metazoa, Arthropoda, Insecta, Diptera, Dolichopodidae. The transcript has a single exon. Gene Ontology annotation, cellular component: SCF ubiquitin ligase complex. Gene Ontology annotation, molecular function: protein binding. The record is from RefSeq and is a predicted model, not a curated record. The coding region runs from base 188 to 1195 and encodes 335 amino acids.